Messenger RNA from Monopterus albus (swamp eel), 8207 nucleotides. RefSeq names its product echinoderm microtubule-associated protein-like 6. Gene Ontology annotation, molecular function: microtubule binding. The transcript has 41 exons. The coding region runs from base 1765 to 7614 and encodes 1949 amino acids. Lineage: Eukaryota; Metazoa; Chordata; Actinopteri; Synbranchiformes; Synbranchidae. The record is from RefSeq and is a predicted model, not a curated record.
GCCACAAAUUUUAUUGUUUGAUAGGCCAAGAUCUGGGCUAACGUCAACUCAGGAAAGCUGAAAACUAAAUGGGUGUCUUUAUUACAUUAUUAUUCUUUUACAAACCCUUUUCUCUGGUUUUUAUUGCAAAACGUUUCAUACCAGUUUUAUAUUUUGAAAUCCAUAAGGGGAACUGGCUGUUUUUUUCCGACCGCUUUGAAGCUGUCGGUGAUCCCUGGGAUUCCUGUUAGCAUCCCGACUUUCCUGCAUCAUUUGCAUCAUUUCAUCCUGUUUUCUGACCGUCUCCGAGCCCGUGGUUGCUGCGGGUCCCUGCCGGGCUGAAACGCCUCUGCGCCGGCUCACAGGAGCAGGUGCAGUCGGUGACUGAUGGUGUGGAUGCUGGUUUUCUCUGGGCAUUGGAUGCGGACUGACGGUGGAAAAUCGGCACUGUAAUCUCCAGAUUUUAGCUGGAAACAGGAGUCAGCCCAGGGAUUUUCUGUAAUUUCAGAUUCGGAGGCUUCGUCUGUGGAGUGAGUGUCGUGUUUUUGUGAACGGAACCUCGGUCAGAACCCCGGGGUUUUUAUCGAGCCGGUGUCUCUUCAUGUUCCCCAAUCAAAGCUCGAUGUACGUUUCUUACAGCAGCACAUGUUAUAUAUUUAUUUUUCAUAGUAACCGUCCUGUAAUGUCCCAGAUUAACCUUCAGACUACAUUUUAGUGCUGUUCCGGGUCAUUAGUUAAGGAAAUGUUCCUGCUUUUUGUUAAUAUAAAUGUUCCUGUAACCACAGUUAGCACAGACGUUAGCUGUAGCCUCCUUUACUGGAAUUACUUCUGGUUUGACUGACGCUUCAUAAUAGUUUACUGACAUUUCGCCACUUGGUACAAAACGUCCUUGUAGUUGCUGUUUUAGUUUUAGUAGUAAAAUGUUCUCCCCAAACUUUAUUCUGUAAUCAAAUAGCAACCGUGUCAUAACCUCACACAUUCUACUUGGAACAUCUCCACAAGAAAUCUGUCAUAAUUUGUGUUUGACGUUACGUUAGACAGUCUUUACUGUAAUCUGAUCGGUUCUUAUGUAGCCUGAAAACGCACCAGCUGUCCACGUCUCCACACCUGUUCAGGUAAAGGCGUUAGUUUACACUAACCCAGGUAAAGUGGUCGGAAAUAGCUUUUACCUUUGUGUCCACCAGUGGAAUAAUUUCUUCUCAUCGGGGGGUUUUAACGCCUGCCAGUCUCCACACAGCCCAUGACUGUUAGUAUUAAGGCCUCUGGUUGUUUUAGAUGAGAUACAGGUUAUUAGACAAUCAUGGUCAUUGUCGUGCUUUCUAUCACAAAUCAAAGGUAGACCGAUUUGUGUGUGUGUGUAAAGGUAUGACAACCUUUUUGUAAGUUUAGUGGCUAAACUGCUGCAUUUAUAACAUAUAUAAUGUAAUUUAUAAAAAACAAAAUGACAGGAACUACACAAGAUUAAACUUCUUGUUUUGUCAAUGUGUGAGCAGUUUGAAACUCACAUUUCUGGCACGUUUGUACGGAGGGUUCAGGUUGGAAUUAUAGAGGGUGUAGCAUUAAAGAGACCACAGCAAUGGACUACAGGGACCAGCAGCAGGUUUGGGUGGACACGGAUGUGACUGUUUUGGGGUUGGUACUGGAGAGACUUUUUUUAAUCGGAUGCUCCAUCAGUGUCGGACCAGACAAAUCUGUUCAGUCCUGAUCAAACUUCCUGGUUCAAUCCAAAAGGGUAUUAGUGAUUUAUUUCCUUUGUGGAUGUUUGAUGAUGAGUUUUGAACGAACAUGACUGAUAAGACAGCGCCACGCUGCCAGUUGAGGCUGGAAUGGAUCCACGGGUACAGAGGCCACCAGUGUCGAAACAACCUGUACUACACCGCAGGAAAAGAAGUGGUGUACUUUGUGGCUGGGGUGGGUGUGGUCUACAACACCCAAGAACACACCCAGAAGUUCUACCUGGGACACAGCGAUGACAUCAUCAGUCUGGCAAUGCAUCCAGACAAGAUCCAGGUGGCGACAGGUCAGGUGGGGAAGGACCCAUACAUUUGUAUUUGGGACACCUACGCCAUGCAGACCGUGUCCAUCCUGAGGGACAUCCACACUCAUGGAGUGGCCUGUCUCGCCUUCAACUCCGAUGGACAGCGCCUGGUGUCGGUUGGUCUGGACGCCAAGAACACAGUGUGCGUUUGGGACUGGAGGAGAGGACGAGUCAUUGCCACGGCCACCGGUCACUCGGACAGAAUCUUUGACGUGGCCUGGGAUCUGCUCCAGUCGAGCCGGCUGGUCAGCUGCGGAGUCAAACACAUCAAGUUCUGGACUCUGUGUGGAAACGCUCUGACUCCGAAGCGAGGGAUGUUUGGGAAGAUGGGUGACCUGCAGACCAUCCUGUGCGUUUCUGCAGCCAAAGACGAGGUGACGUACUCCGGGGCUCUGAACGGAGACGUUUACGUGUGGAGAGGAAUCACACUGGUCAGGACCGUGCAGGCUGCACAUGGAGCGGGGAUCUUCAGCAUGCACGCCUGUGAGGAAGGAUUUGCCACCGGAGGACGGGACGGCUGCAUCAGGCUGUGGGACGUCGACUUCAAACCCAUCACCAAGAUUGACCUGAGAGAGGCCGAGCAGGGAUACAAAGGUCUGUCGAUCCGCAGUGUUUGCUGGAAGGCUGAUCGCAUCCUGGCAGGGACUCAGGACAGUGAGAUCUUCGAGGUGAUGGUCCGAGAGCGGGACAAACCGGUUCUGCUGAUGCAGGGUCACAGUGAGGGCGAGCUGUGGGCACUCGCCCUGCACCCCAAACAACCAGUCGCCAUCACCGGGAGCGACGACCGCUCCGUCAGGCUGUGGAGUCUUCCUGACCACACUCUCUUGGCUCGCUGUAAUAUGGAGGAAUCUGUCCGAAGUGUUUCCUUCAACAGCGACGGGUCUCAGCUCGCUCUGGGCAUGAAGGACGGAUCCUUCACUGUGCUGCGUGUCAGGGACAUGACAGAGGUCGUGCACAUCAAGGACAGGAAAGAAGUGAUCCAUGAGCUUAAGUUUUCUCCAGAUGGCUCCUUCCUGGCGGUGGGAUCAAACGAUGGCCUGGUAGACGUGUACGCUGUGGCGCAGCGUUACAAGAAGCUGGGUGAGUGCAGCUGCUCUUCCUCCUUCAUCACCCACCUGGACUGGUCAGUCGACAGCUGCUUCCUGCAGACAAACGAUGGUGCGGGAGAGCGGCUCUUCUACAGGAUGCCAGCGGGGAAGGUGGUUCCUAAAGAGGAGGCGAAGGGGAUCCACUGGAUGACGUGGACGGGUGUUGUCGGACCAGAGGUGAAUGGCAUCUGGCCCAAGUACUCCAGCACCACUAAUGUAAACUCUGUGGAUGCCAACUACAGCGGUGCUGUGCUGGUGACCGGAGACGACCUCGGCCUCGUCAAGCUGUUCAGGUUCCCCUGCCUGAAGAAAGCAGGAGCCAAAUUCAAGAAGUACAUUGGUCACUCUGCUCAUGUGACCAACGUUCGCUGGUCCAGUGACCUGCAGUGGGUCAUUAGCACUGGUGGCGCCGACCAUGCUGUCUUCCAGUGGAGGUUCCUGCCCGAGGGUGUCAUGAACGGCGUCCUGGAGCCCCUCCUCCAAGAGGGUUACGCUGACUCAAACAGUGGAGAGUCUGACUCGGACGUGUCGGACGUCCUGGAGCUUGACUCGGACAUUGAACAGGAAGCUCAGACCAGCUACGAACGACAGGUAUAUAAGGAGGAGCUGCCUCAGCUGAGGAAGAAGCUGAUUGGUUGUCUGAAGCGCCAGAAAGCUCCGGAGGAGGGGCUUUGUCUGCAGUUUGUCCAUGGGUAUCGGGGAUUUGACUGUCGUAACAACCUAUUCUACAGUCAGGCGGGGGAGGUGGUGUACCACGUGGCUGCCAUCGCCAUUGUAUACAACCGGCUGCAGCACAGUCAGAGGUUUUACCUCGGCCAUGACGACGACAUCCUUAGCCUUGCCAUCCACCCACUCAAAGACUAUGUGGCCUCCGCUCAGGUGUGCAGAGACCCUGCCAUCCACAUCUGGGACAUCCAGACUCUGAAGUGUCUGUCGCUCCUGAAGGGACACCACAGCAAAGGAGUGUGUGCUCUGGAGUUCACAGCUGACGGGAAGAGUUUGGUCUCGGUGGGAAUCGAUGAAUUUCACUCCAUCGUCAUCUGGGACUGGAAGAAAGGAGAGAAACUGGCCAAGGCCAGGGGUCAUAAAGAUAAAAUCUUUGUGGUGAAGAGUAAUCCCUUCAGGAUGGACAAACUGGUGACUGUGGGCAUGAAGCACAUCAAGUUCUGGCAGCAUUCAGGUGGCGGUCUGACCUUUAAGCGGGGCAUUUUCGGGAACCUGGGGAAGCAGGAGACGAUGAUGUCAGUGUCUUACGGCCAAUCGGAGGACCUGGUUUUUUCUGGCGCCACAAAUGGCGACGUUUACAUCUGGAAGGACACAACGCUUAUCAAGACUGUGAAAGCCCACGACGGCCCCGUGUUUGCCAUGUGCUCCCUGGACAAGGGUUUUGUGACAGGAGGGAAGGAUGGCAUCGUGGAGCUCUGGGAUGACAUGUUUGAGAGAUGUUUGAAGACUUACGCCAUCAAGAGGGCGGCUCUGUCGCCGUCAUCAAAAGGUCUGCUUCUGGAGGACAACCCGUCCAUCAGAGCGAUCACACUGGGUCACGGUCACAUACUGCUGGGAACAAAGAAUGGAGAAAUCCUCGAGAUUGACAAGAGUGGACCCAUGACGCUGCUGGUCCAGGGUCACAUGGAGGGGGAGGUUUGGGGUUUGGCCGCUCACCCUUUACUUCCUGUCUGUGCCACUGUCAGCGACGACAAAACUCUGAGGAUCUGGGAGCUGUCAAUCAAUCACCGCAUGGUCGCCGUACGUAAACUCAAGAAAGGUGGGCGGUGCUGUGCCUUCUCUCCGGAUGGUAAAGCUCUGGCAGUCGGCCUGAAUGACGGCAGCUUCCUGGUGGUGAAUGCCGACACUCUGGAGGACAUGGUGACCUUCCACCACCGCAGGGAGCUCAUUUCUGACAUUCGCUUCUCCCAAGACACAGGGAAGUACCUGGCUGUGGCAUCCCAUGAUUCCUUUGUGGACAUUUAUAACGUCCUGACCAGUAAAAGAGUCGGGAUCUGUAAAGGAGCUGGCAGCUACAUCACUCACAUUGACUGGGACUCCAGAGGUAAACUGCUACAGGUGAACACAGGAGCUAAAGAGCAGCUGUUCUUUGAGGCUCCGCGAGGACGCAGACAGAACAUAAGUGUGGCCGAGUUUGAGAAGCUGGACUGGGCGAGCUGGACGUCUGUCCUGGGUCCAACCUGUGAGGGAGUAUGGCCGACACUCGGCUUCGUUAAUGCCACCUCACUCACAAAAGAUCACAAGCUGCUCGCCACCGGAGAUGACUUUGGCUUCCUCAAACUGUUCAGCUUCCCGUCCAGGGGCCAGUUUGCCAAGUUUAAGAAGUAUGUGGGUCACAGCACCAAUGUGACCAAUGUGCGCUGGUCUAGUGACGACUCUGUGCUGCUAUCGGUGGGUGGAGCCGACACGGCGCUGAUGAUCUGGACCAGAGAGCCACCAGGCCACAAAGAGAGUAAAGCUGUUGACAGCGAGGAGUCAGACUAUGACACUGAGGAGGACGGAGGGUAUGACAGUGAUGUGGCCCGGGAGAAGGUGGUGGACUAUGUCACCAAGGUCUACUCUGCCAGCAUCAGGAACAUGUCAGGAACCAAACCUCACCUGCAGCACAAAGAGCUUCCUGUGGAGGACAGGCCUCCUGUGAGUCGAGCCGCACCUCUGCCAGACAAAUUGCUGAAAAACAAUGUGACCAAGAAAAAGGAGGUGGUGGAGGAGCUGGUGCUGGAGCACGUCUUCGGGUACAGAGGCUUCGACUGUCGCAACAACCUGCAUUACCUCAAUGAUGGCGCCCACAUCAUCUUCCACACCGCUGCUGCCGUGAUCAUCCAGAACCUGUCUGCCAGAACUCAGAGUUUCUACCUGGAACACACUGACGACAUCCUUUGUCUGACCAUCAAUCAGCAUCCAAAAUACCAAAACGUCAUCGCUACGGGACAGAUCGGCCUCACUCCAUCCAUCCAUGUGUGGGACGCCAUGACCAAGCAGACGCUGUCCAUCCUCCGCUGUCCCCAUGCGAAAGGCGUCUGCUACGUUAACUUCAGCGCUACAGGAAAGCUGCUGCUAUCUGUAGGAGUGGAACCUGAACACACCAUAACAGUGUGGAGGUGGCAGGAAGGCACCAAGGUGACCAGUAAAGGCGGCCACACUGAGCGGAUCUUUGUGGUGGAGUUCAGACCGGACUCUGACACCCAGUUUGUGUCGGUUGGAAUCAAACACAUCAAGUUCUGGACUCUGGUUGGAGGUUCGCUCAUGUACAAGAAAGGUGUGAUCGGCUCGGUGGAGGACGGGCGCAUGCAGACCAUGCUGUCUGUCGCCUUUGGUGCUAACAACCUGACGUUCACUGGUGCUAUAAACGGAGAUGUGUACGUAUGGAGGGAGCACUUCCUGGUUCGGGUGGUGGCGAAGGCGCACAGCGGUCCAGUCUUCACCAUGUACACCACCCUGAGGGAUGGACUUAUUGUCACUGGGGGGAAGGAACGACCGACUAAAGAGGGUGGGGCUGUGAAGCUCUGGGACCAGGAGAUGAAGCGCUGCAGAGCGUUUCAGCUGGAGACUGGUCAGCCCAUGGAGAACGUUCGAUCUGUCUGCAGGGGGAAGGGUAAAAUCCUGGUGGGAACCAAAGAUGGUGAGAUCAUAGAGGUUGGAGAAAAAAACGCUGCCUCCAACACUGUGAUCAACGGACACACUCAGGGAGGGAUCUGGGGUUUGGCAACACACCCUUUCAAAGAUGUCUUCAUCUCCGCCAGUGACGACGGGACCAUCCGAAUAUGGGACCUGGCUGACAAGAAACUCCUGAACAAAGUGACUUUGGGUCUUCCUGCCAAGUGCACCUCUUAUAGUCCCAACGGAGAGAUGAUUUCCAUCGGCAUGGAGAACGGAGAGUUCAUUAUCCUGCAGGUCAACUCCCUCACAGUCUGGGGAAAGAAGAGAGACCGCAGCACUGCGAUCAAGGACAUAAGGUUCAGUCCAGACAACCGGUUCUUGGCAGUGGGCUCAGUUGAAAGUGCUGUGGAUUUCUAUGACCUUGCUCUGGGGCCGUCCCUCAACAGGAUCGGUUAUUGUAAGGACAUUCCGGGCUUCGUCAUCCAGAUCGACUUCUCUGCUGACAGCAAACACAUCCAGGUGUCCACCAGCACCUACACUCGCCAGGUACAUGACAUUCCCUUAGGGAGGAUUGUGACAGAGCAGUCCAUCAUUGAGAGGAUCACCUGGGCUACCUGGACCAGCAUCCUGGGCGACGAGGUUCUCGGUGUUUGGCCUCGUAACGCUGAGAAGGCCGACGUCAACUGUGCGUGUGUUUCUCAUGCCGGCUUCAGCCUGGUGACCGGGGAUGACUUUGGCCUCAUCAAGCUCUUUGAUUUCCCCUGCUCUGAAAAGUUUGCAAAACACAAGCGUUACUUCGGUCACUCUGCUCACGUGACCAACAUUCGCUUCUCCUGUGACGAUAAAUACGUCAUCAGCGCCGGUGGCAGUGACUGCAGUUUGUUUGUGUGGAAGUGUCAGUGAGGUCUCCACAAACCUCUGGAGUCCACCUGAGUCCUCCACCACUCUCUUCUUCUUCUCCUGUGAUGCUGCGCUGUCCUGGCAUUUUGGACCCACGGCCUGACAUCACACAGGACAGGAUGUCAAACAAACGGCGUGAGCAUCUGAACCUGCAGCCGUGUGCUGAACAGUCAGAGGGUCUUUUAUUGUGACAGAUUUUCUUGAACAUUUGGAUGCUUUUAAUGUGAAAAAUUGUUUAUAUUUGAGGUUCCUGUGUUGUUAAAUUCGUGGACGUGAGAAAGUGGCGUUCUUCAGUGGUAGCAGUGUCUCUUUGUCAGUGCCUUUUUCACCAACUCUGACCAAACACUCAAGUUUCUUGAUAAUCGUGGUGCUAUGACGUGAUUGUUUAGGGCCGUCACAGAUAGGGAGGAAGAAAACUGCCCUUGUUGUUUGUUCUGUGAUGAUGAUGAUGAUGAUGAUGAUGAUGAUGCAGUUGUACUUCACUGCACUAAAAUGAAGUAACAGAAAGAUGGAUCUGUGUUCGAUCCCACUUAUUAGAAAGCGUGAAAACAAAAUAAUUUGAAAAAACUUGUUUAAAAGAAUUCUACCUCAGAAAA